UGAGGAGCGGGCAGGAUGCACGAGGAGACGGCAGGGCUGAUAAAGGGAUCAAGCUAGUGAGGAACACUAACGAUACAGCAGUGUAACAUGUGAAAAAUGACCACCAUUUAUUCAUGGAGGUAUCGCUACAUGUAGAGGCGAAUCAACAUUAAUACCAGCUGCUCAACCUCCAAGUACACUUGAGGCAAUUGUCGGUCUUUCUGUCCAAGUUGUUGUCUUCUCUGCGUCUGAUGUGGACUGAUUCAGAACUGGGCCAUCAUGAUCCCAGUGAACCUUCUGGUCACUCAUUGGCUGAUCAGCUUAAUACCAGCAGCAUCAUGUCUGUGAACCCUCCCAGCAGCAAUGACGCUUGCCUCAGCAUCGUCCACAGCCUCAUGUGCCAUCGGCAGGGUGGAGAGAACGAGGGCUUCGCCAAGCGGGCCAUUGAGAGCCUGGUCAAGAAACUGAAGGAGAAGAAGGACGAGCUGGACUCGCUCAUCACUGCCAUCACCACCAACGGCGUCCACCCCAGCAAGUGUGUCACCAUUCAGAGGACACUGGAUGGACGCUUGCAGGUGGCAGGAAGGAAAGGUUUCCCCCAUGUGAUUUAUGCACGGCUGUGGCGCUGGCCUGACCUUCACAAAAAUGAACUGAAGCACGUCAAGUUCUGCCAGUAUGCCUUUGACCUCAAGUAUGACAACGUGUGUGUAAACCCCUACCAUUACGAGAGGGUGGUGUCUCCAGGCAUCGUUGGUCUUAGUCUUCAUAAUACAGGGCCACCCAGUGGGCUUAUCAAAGAAGAAUACAUCCAUGACUGUAUUCAAAUGGACCUCCCACCUGGCAUGCCACUGUCGGACCACCAAGCCACGCUGAAGAUGCCUCCCCCAGACCCCUACGGCCAAGCCCUGCCUCCUCCACAUUUGUCCUCUGAGCCCCAUGGACCCCCACCAGUCACCAGAUACACACAGCUGCCUGUCUCACCUAAAGGUCAGCUACAGGUGUCGAGUUCUGGCUCCAUGCUCCCGCUGCAGGGCAGCCAUGUGGAUGGCCGCCCUCAGUCUGCAUCUCCACAGAUUCAAGUUAUGUCUCAAGCACCGCCGCGAUCCCCGACUCCAAACCAACCUCUUCCUCAGCAACAAGGUCCUCAACCCCAGCAACCUCCCCACCCGCAGCCAUCCUCUCUACCUCCUCCUCCAGCGCAUGGACAGAAUGGAUACAGCAACAGUAAACACUCACAGAGCCAGGCUGCCUUCCAUACAGUGUGGACAGGCAGCAGCACAGCCGCCUACACUCCAGUUGGACCCCUGCAGAAUGGUCGUGGUCAUCAGCAAACACCCCUUCACCAUCCAAACCAACAUUGGUCUCAGCAUCACAGUUCAACCUCUUUCCCCCCGUCUGUGUCCAACCAUCCAGGACCAGAGUUUUGGUGCUCCAUCUCCUACUUUGAAAUGGAUGUUCAGGUGGGUGAGAUGUUCAAGGUGCCCUCCAGCUGCCCUGUGGUGACGGUGGAUGGGUACGUGGACCCAUCGGGAGGCGACCGCUUCUGCCUUGGCCAGCUGAGUAACGUUCAUCGCACAGAUGCCAGUGAGAGAGCCCGGUUACACAUCGGUAAAGGGGUGCAGUUGGAGUGUCGUGGUGAAGGCGAUGUGUGGAUGCGGUGUAUGAGUGACCACGCUGUAUUUGUACAGAGCUACUAUCUUGACAGGGAGGCAGGCCGCGCACCAGGUGAUGCCGUGCACAAGAUCUACCCUGGAGCCUACAUCAAGGUGUUUGACCUGCGGCAGUGCCACAGACAGAUGCAGCAGCAGGCAGCGACUGCUCAGGCUGCUGCUGCUGCGCAGGCGGCUGCAGUGGCAGGAAACAUACCUGGACCGGGCAGCGUCGGCGGCAUCGCACCUGCAGUCAGUCUGUCUGCGGCAGCGGGGAUUGGUGUGGAUGACCUUCGGCGACUAUGUAUCUUGCGCCUCAGCUUCGUGAAGGGCUGGGGGCCCGAUUACCCGAGGCAGAGCAUCAAACACACGCCCUGCUGGGUGGAGGUCCACCUGCACCGCGCUUUGCAGCUCCUUGACGAGGUCUUGCAUACUAUGCCUUUAGCUGAUCCAGGGCCUGCUAACUGACAUCUCUGAUGCUGACAUUUCCAUCUGGGUUAUUUGAAUGUGCACACACACACACACACACACACACACACACACACACGUUUAGAUAUUUUUGCUCUGUACCAAAUAUUCUCUCUAAUUGAAUUUCCAUUGAAAACUGAAAUAGAUACUUAAUGCUUGUAACAAUCAAUUUAGCCUGCACUAUUUACUGUCACACACACACACACACACACACACACACACACCUUCUUAUGAGCAAUAUCAGACAAAAUGUUAUUCCACACAUAUACGCUUGUCCUUCAAUGUUAGCAUUGCAUUAAAGCAACAAACCAAACCAAACAUUUGAUCCGGACAAAAGUUAUAUUGUGCCACUGAAACACUACAACAUAUUGUUUGAAUACAUUCAUGAAGAAAAGAACUACAUUCUUACUGUUACCUAACCCUCAAGAACCCAUGAGAACCCAUUAGAACCUAGAGCCGUUUGUGCUCCAAGUCAAAUGAUGGCAUGAUGGAUAAACUGCAGAAUUGAUUAUCAUUGAUUACAUUUAUGUUACAUACAGUAUAUUUUACAAUGGGCAUUCAUGCUAAAUGUAUUCCUAUAUUCAAGGGUGUCCAAAGUGCAGCCCGGGGGCCAUUUUCGGACCACUACUUGUUUUUUAUUGACCUGCGGCACAUGCUAAAAAAUACAAUGAACCUCGAAAACUUAAAAACAACUGAGAAAAUUGAGCAAAAAAGGCAUAAUGUUGCAAUUGAGACUUGAAUGCUAGUAACGCUAACAAUACAGUAACCCCUUGCUACAGCACGCUUCCAAUUUCAUGGCUUUACUCUAUCAGGGUUUUUCCAAAUUAUAUUCAGUAAUAAAUCAUGCUGUUUUAUGUUUGAAUACGGCCUAUCAGUAGUCAAGAUAUAUGCAUAUUUAAGCACAUUUUAUGGAUUUUUUUUGCCUAAAUGAAGCAUUUUCAAGCAUAAAAAUGGCUAAAUGAGGUAAAAUACAAAUACAAGGCAUUCAGAAGACGCAUUCAAAGUCCUUGUGAUAAUAUGUAGUAUUCUACACUGGUCACUAGGUGUCAGUAAUGUUACACUGAUGAGAUAAUAUCACAGGAAGUACUGUGCAGAGCAGGAAGUAAAAAAACAAGAAAAUCUGUCAAUGCUAGCGUGUGAGUCUAUCUUAUGUCUAAUUUAUGUCUUACAGUUGGUUAAUUGGCGGUUGAUUGGUUCCAGACUCGACUGUGUUAAGUGAAUUUCUGUAAGAAUAUUAAUAAAUUGAAUAUUUUCAUAGUUAUGGCAUAGAAAACCUGUACCUGUACAACUUUAACAUUAUUAGAGCCCUCGAGACAUGAAAUAACACCCCUAUAGUCACCUUUACACUCAUGCAAACCAAUAUAGUAGACACAAUGAGAGGAAAAUAAGACAUCUUAGACAUAAAUAAGAUAACAGACUCACAUGUUAGCAGUUUCUUGUUUUUUCUGUACAGCGUACUUCCUGCAGUGGCUAUUGUGUCAUCAAUGUAUUGCAAUGGCAGCUUUAAAUGGCUUUACGAUCGUAUUACCCAAUAAUGGGCAUAAUAGGAGUAAAUAAGCCUUUUAAGACGUAAAUAAAGCUCUUGAUUGUGUGUGUCACAGUAAAUAUGUUCCCUAGGGGACCGGUGUGUAGGUGAGGUUGGAGGUUCAGGGUUGCGUUUUAGCUUGUGGUGGGUUAUGGGCCGAGCAAUAGACCGUGUUAUUAUUAGUAUUAUGUUAUUAUUAUUGUGCUUGUUGUGGGAUAAUUGAAAUCUUUUCUGGCGAUCACGUCUGGCCAUUGUCUCAAUGAACACCGCCACCUAGUGGCCAAUGUAGAAUACUACAUUCACAAUUAGCAUGCUUCUUCCGCCUUGUAUAAUAAAUACAAAUAUUUUAGUUCAUUUGUUUUCUCUUAAGAGUGUAAAGGUGACUGUAGGGGUGUUAUUUCAUGUCCAGGCGGCUCCAAUGAUGUUUAAAAUCAUAUUUAGAAGGUUGUGGACAAGUUUUCAAUGCUCUAAAAACCAACAUAUUCCAUUUAUAAAAAAAGGAACCCUACUUGGUGGAAAUUCACUUAUCACGGGCGAGUCCGGAACCAUUUAACUGCCAUAAACGAGGGAUUACUGUAACACGCUCACAUAGAACGCAAAGCUGACGAGCAGGCCACUUCUUCAUGGCAUAUCUACAUUUAAAACAAUUGAAAAUAAUAACAUGACAGACAAAUGGCCACAGUAGAAAGGUUUUUGGGGCUUUCCUGCAAUAUUGCACGUAACAAACAAGUCCGUUUGCCCGCUACUGUAUCGUCCCGCCAAAUCGAGUCCCCAAAGAAGGCACCCUACACUGUUCGUGCAUUUUUCAUAGAAUGUGACUGUGAAAUAACCCGCCAUGGGGCCAAAAGUUGUGAGUGGCAGCAAUUUGAUAAAGAAGGUGAGAAACACUACUGAAUUCCAUCUCGCCAGGAUGUACAGGAAGUGCGCAUCAAUGAUAGCAUUCCUCAUUUAGAAUUAUUUCACAUUGUUUCCUGCAUGUCAAACUAGAAUUAUUCUCUUUUGGUCAUAUUUUUGGGUGUCUAGCACGGUUAUAUUUAGGGAUCUCCAAUAUUAUUGGCCACCGGUAAUUAUCGGGCCGAUACUGGCAUAAAAACGUGAUAUCAGCCAACAUCGGUAAAGUUUUUUUCCCCUCCAAUAAAAGCCGAUGCAGAACUUUAAGCGCCAAGGUGGCAAACUUGCAACACUGCUGAUCUUGCUGCGUCGUGAAGUGACAAAUGUGCUGCGCACAAGUCUGUGAGAAUAAAUUAACUCAACUUAGCAGCUCCUUAAAAAUCGCAGGGGGGGGUUACCAUUCCACACACUAGUCUUACUCAGUGUUUUUAAACAGAGCGCUCAAAAAAACAUCACACAGCAACGUAAUCGGUAGAUAACAACAGACAAGACACAACCAACGAGUAAUACAGAAUAACCAACAACUAUGUGAGCUCUGAACGUGUAACUUAGCGGCUAUUUACAACAACACGACAACAAAGCACGCUGGGAACGAGGAAUCGCUGCUGUCAAAACCAUAUAUUCGCUGAGCCGUACAUCCGCGUCGCCGCCAUAUUGGAUGUGGCAAGGCUGCGCUGUAAGUGAACACAAGGAAAUGUACUUCAUAAAACGCCUUUCUACAAAGAAAUUGAAGUUAACGCCUCUCGUUUGUGAUGUUACACACAUCGGUAUCAGUUGGUAUCGGUUGGUAUCGGAAUCAGAAAUUGAGAGUUGGACAGUAGCGGCAUAUCGGUUUUCGGCAAAAAAGCCAAUAUCGGACAUCCCUAGUUAUAUUGUUUCCUUUGGGAAAAAUUGCCUCGGUUUUGUUGCAUUUUAGUUUUUGUCGGAAAAUUUGAAUUUGGGAAAUCUUGCUGUUGCGACAAAUUUGAGGCUUUCCAUAGCAAUUGAAUAUUUUAGCUUUAAAAGUGAGCUUUUAUGGCAAAAAAAUAAUAAUAAUAAUAAGAUUGCUCACCUGACACACUGCCAUUUUGGGGACGCCAUAUCCUGGGCUAGUCACAUGACCACCACUCCUAAACGUUUCCUAUAGGGACGUGAUGAGUUCAAGGGCAAAACUGUAUUUUAGCACAUUUAAAGUGGGUUCUAAUGGGUUACAUUUGUUACAAACUGCUCGGAACAACAAACUCCACACACACACACACACACACACACACACACACACAUUUGCUAUCUGUGACACACAUUUAUGUUUGUUUUUUUUAAAAGAACACUCCGUGAUACGUUUUUAGAACUCCACGUCCUUUUGUGCACUUUUGGAUUGAUCGCAUCAGAAGAGAAAUAUUUAGGAGUCCAUGGAGUCCAAAUGACACUUGCAUACCUCCAGAAAAGGCUGUGUGUUAUUUUUCUCUGUGUGUGUGUGUGUGUGUGUGUGUGUGUGUGUAAAUGUGGAUGAGGGAAGUCAGUGUUGUGUCACUUUUGUGCUCGUACCGUGCUUGUCUGUUCACCCAAACCCAAUCUUUAUCUUGUCGGCCUUCGUAGUACGCUCAUAUAUAUACAUAUAUACAUAUAUAUAUAUAUAUGUAUAUGUAUAUAUAUAUAUGUAUGUAUACAGUAUAUCUAUUUUUUUGAUACCAAAAGAGUAAAAAAGCCAAAAACAUUUAGCUUUAAAGUGGUGUUGUUGGUAUUUGUAAUGAACCAGUGCUACCUUGUAUGUAACCAAAUGUUUGGUGUCGAUCACCAAAGCUGGAAUACCUCAUAAGUACACAGCAUCACUUGUAGGUUUUGUUUGACUUUUUUUUCGUUUUCAUCACGAGACGAAACUCAGCGUGGCUCAAGUACUGGAGGUUACGCUCGGCCAGGGGUGUUCAAAGUGCGGGGGGGGCCGUUUGUGGCCCCCAGCUGGUUUCUUCCCGGCACGUUCUACAAAUAGUGUUAGUUGUUGAAUAAUAUUAGUUUUGCUUGGUCGCGUCUUAACACUAAGCUGAGGUUGUUGUUGUUUUUAAAUAUGUAUUUCAAUACAGUAGAACCUCCGUUUGAUUCUAAUUCAUUCAUUCCAAAAGGUCUAUUGAAAACUGAAUUAUCCAAAAAACGAAUCCUUUUUCCCCUUAAGAAAUAAUGUAAAUUAAAUUAAUUUGUUCAAGACACCCAAAACUAUGAACAAACAGUACCUUUUGUAGAGAAUAGAGUAAUCCCAGGUCGCCAGGUUGCAUUUUCAAUUUUGCAGCUUCGCUCUAUUACGGUUUUUAAAAAAUAUUUUAAUUUAUAUUAAAUGCUGUCCAGUCCAGGGCGUACCCUGCCUCUCGUCCAAAGUGAGCUGGGAUAGGCUCCAGCAUACCCCCUAGUGAGGAUAAGCGGCAUAGAAGAUGCAUGGAUGGAUAACAUGCUGUUUCAUGUUUGUUUUUCACCCCUUAUUAGUCAAAAAUAUGCAUAUUUAACCACAUUUAUUGCUUUUUUUUUGCCUAAAUGAAGCAUUUUCAAGCACAAAAAUGGCUAAAUGAAGUCAAAUCAAACAUAAGGCAUUGAGAAGACACAUUGAAAGAUGUGAUGACAUGUAGUAUUCUACCCUGGUCACUAGGUGUCAGUAAUGUUACUGUAAUGUUGGGUGAGACUCGAUCACAGGCUUUUAUUGCAGGUUUCAAUGAUCUCGUAACAGGCACAAUAAUCCCUGACACGGGCUACUGUUGCUGCCGCUAAAACUCAAACCUCAACUCUGAACCCCCAAUGUCACUUCCUGUCCACCCCCCACUCAGCUCCCCUGGCACCGGAACACAUUUACAGCAACACACACGAGCACAAGUCUUAUUUUUGUCUUAUUUUCUUUUAUUAUAUCUACUAUAUUGGGUAAUAGGAGUGUAAAAGUGACUGUAGGGGUGUUAUUUCAUGUCUAGAGGGCUCUAAUAAUGUUAAAAAGUAUAUUUAGAAGGUGGUUUUCUAUGCUAUAAAUACAAAAAUAUUCCAUUUAUAAAUAAGGAAUCCUCCAUUGCAGAAAUUCACGUUAGGAACGUAUUUGUCUUCAUCAUUUUUCAAAAUUGAAAUGGACACAUUUUGUACAUUAAAGAUGCUAAAAGCAAUCCAGUAGCUGCUAAACUAUCUGAACACAUUACAAAUGAGUGUAAAAAAAAUGCGGCUGAAAAUGGGCCCCCGGGCCACACUUUGGCCAGCCCUGAUGUCGCUUAUUUCAUGAAAAUGAUGAUUCCUUAUUUAUAAGUGGAAUAUUUUCAUUGUUUGAGCAGAGAAAACCUGUUUACCACCUUCUAAAUGCACUUUUUCGCAUUAUUAGAGCCCCUUAGACAUGAAUAUAGACUCGCACGUUCUUUUUUUUUUUAACUUCCUGUUCUGUACAGUACUUCCUGCAGUGGCUAUUUUCUCAUGAGUGUAACAUUACUGACACCUAGUGACCAGUGUGGAGUACUACAUAUCAUCACAACGUCUUGAGUGCGUCUUUUGAAUGCCUUAUAUUUGUAUUUUGCUUACGUUUGGCCAUUUUUAUGCUUGAAAAUGAUUCAUUUAGCAAAACAUAUAUAAUGUUUGCUUAAAUAUGCAUAUAUUUAGACUAAUAAUCGGUCAUAUUCAACCAUGAAACAGCAUGAUUUAUUAAUUAAUACAUUUUUUUAGAGUGAAGCCGUGAAAGGUGGCGUGGGAUGACUGUACCUUUUUAUAUUUCACCUUUAAAACGAUCUCACCUUGGUUGGCUUCCUGUUCUUCAGUACAGCCUCACCUUUGUAACCGCAGGUUGUGGGUUAUAAUAAAUAAACGUUGGAAUGUUACGAGAAUAAACGGGAAAAUGUCAAGAGAACAACGGCGUAUCCGAACGAGACAGAAAGUCACAAUUUUAAUAAACUCAUGAUAUUAUGAGGAUAAAUAAUAGUGAAAACUCAUUUUUCGUAGCGUGGAGUUGAAAUAUUAAAGAAAAAAGACAUUCUUUUUUAGAAGUAGUGAUAUUAGGAGGAAAAAAACAAUCAAUUUUGGAAAAUAAGGUUGGGGAAAUAGUUAUGAUAUGACGGGAAUAAAGUCAAAAUAUGAUGGGAAUAAAGUCGUUGUAUUACAAAAUAAAAAUUACAAAGAUUGUUUAAGAACAAAAGUGAAAUAUUUGGAGAAUUUUAAAAAACAACAGCAAAAAUGUGGGGGGAAAGAGAGUAACAGGCUUUUUCCACAUACAGUCAUGGAAAUAAUGAUGAGGGCACCCUUGUUGUUUCUUCAUUUUAAUGCCUGAUACAACUAAAGGUACAAAUAUAACAAUGACAACAAAAAUAGCUCAUAAGAGUUACAUUUUUUGGCAGUACAACGCUAUAGCUAAUCAUGUAAGAACUUAAGUGGUUAUUAUCAAGAAAGCCAUGGAAGUUGCUAGAUAUCAGCUCUUAGAUUAAAACCUUUAUUAUCAUCAUUAUUUGUCCAAACAAAAGUACCUUUAGUUGUAGCAGGCAUUAAAAUGGAUCAAUAAACUGAAGAAACGAGGGCGGUCUAAUCAUUUUUCCCAUGACUGGAUGUGAUAAUGUAACAAUCGACACAUGUUGCUGUACAAAACGUCAAAGUGGCAAAGUUGCAUCCUUUCAUUUUUCACCAUGAGGCCCUCGCUGGAAAAAGUUUGGACACCCCUGGUGUAAACUAAUGUCGGGUCCAGGAGUUUCAUUUUCUUGCAAAGUCAGCUGCUUUUCCAAGAUCAGCCCACUAACACAUAUGCAUAUUAGUCAUUUGUGCCUUUUUAUUGUCAAGCGCAAACGCAGCAACACUAGAUUGUAAAAGACUUUUGGUUUGUCUUCUUCCUGUCAAGAUUCCCGUUGCACAGCGCGGUUUGGUCCUCACCCACUUUUGACGACAUCUUGUGGUUCCCUCAGGUAUCUGUGUUUUCAAGUGUCCGACUGCUUCAUAGCAGAGCGCCCGUUGUACCGGAGUAGUCUAAUUUAUUGCCUUAGUGUGUUGUGAGCGUGGCUGGGUUUGAACCUGAAACGCUUUGCCCGUAAUUCAGGGAAGCAGACGUGUUGAAGAAGGCAAACUCGGUCGUUUAUUACGUCUGCAUUGCCAUCCCGUCGCCGCCACGUCACCGUGUUGUUUCCAGGAAUUCUGUGUAUUUUCACUGUGUAUUUGUGGAACACUGUUGGUGUGAACUAAAACCAAGCUUCAACAUCAUUAACUAUAACUAAUGCUUUAAAGUUGUUUGCAAAGAUUUUUAUAUGUAUGCUCCAUAAUUAAAGGGAAACAGACCAACGCUCAUUUGUUUUCUUCUUCUUGUGCCUGAAAUGAUCAAUAUUUGUCCAUUUAACUGUACUGUGAAUGUAUUUUCUUUAUGAUUACAAUCCUUUUUAACAUUUUCUGAAGUGAAAAUGGCUGACUUUGCACAUUUGCGGAUCAAAUACAGGGCAGAAACCUAAGUUGAGGCUGCCGUCAGCGUCUCCUCUCGGCUUAGCAUGCCUGAGUGAACCAUUUGUCAGCGCGUCGCUAAUGAUAUGAUGUAGCGGAAACAUUUACCGUAAACUCCGCAGUAUAAGCCGCACCCACUAAAUUUAGAGGGGAAAACCAGAAUUGUACGUAAAUAAGCCGCACCGGUGUAUAAGACGCACGUGUCCACGUCAUAAAAUGGCAUAUUGUGGCAUGCAUGAGUCCGUAAGGACCAAACGGCUCUUCAUCUCACAGGAGCCAAUCACGAGCGAUGAGGAAAAACUCCCACCUAGCUUCUCGACCCUUCUCAAAGUGCAGGAGGUCGUUACUCAAUAUAACAGUCUGACUCACAGUGUCAUCUCACAAACAUUAAACUCAUCACACAGCAACUUAACACUCAAAAGGUACCAAGGAAAUAUACAUUACAAGCACCAAUACGAGUUUAAAAUAACAAACAGCAGCUAUUCUAACAUAUACCCGUGAUGACGCAUUACCGCCAGAAGAGCAUUUCAUUGGAGGACAAGCAGCAUAGAAAAUGGUGGAUGGUGCUGCAAUGUUCCCUCAGUCCACCAGAGGGAGGCUGACGUCAUUGCAGCACCCCAAUGAAUGCGUUGCUCAGACACAAUGGAUUAUGGGAAAACUUUAAAAAAAAAUUUCCAUUUCAAACUCAUAUUAGUACAUGUUUUUAUAGUUGUCAGGUAAACCUUUUUAGUGUUAAGUUGCUGUGUGGUGAAUUUAGUGUUGUUAGUAAAGUGUUCUUAGUAGGAGUAUGUUGUUAUACUGUUAUAUAUAAUGACCUCCUUUUCGAGUGCACUGAUAGCUCGUGAUUGGCUCCUGCCAAAGAAAGAGCUACCGUUUCCUCCCCGUCUUGCGAGCGGCACAGUAUUUAAACAAUUAGUGGUAGUUCUGAAGUAAAGGGGAUGUCACGAGAUUAGAAUUUAGCCAUAAAAUAUAAUGUAUAAAUUGUGGGGUUCAAAGUUUAAGAAAAAAGUGGCGGCUUAUACACCAGACCAUGACUUUCUACAGCCUGCGUAAUGUCUUUCAUGUGCCAAAAUACACAGAAAUGUCAUACGUGGAGGCACUUGCAAUACUACCUUCAUCCAGAAGGGGUGGGGGCCGUGCGUGAGCUGGUAGGUGUGUGGCACUGCCAUCCUUUCAUAGCGAGGAAAAGCUAGCGGGGUUUUUUUGUUGGUUAGAGAGCAGCAAGUGAAAUUCAUUCAAUAUGUUUUUAUGCUCUGAUGAAUGAAUGAAUGAAUGAAAUUAACUGCCAGGAUGGGGGAUUAUAUAUCCAAGCUCACCAGGAGGUGAUCAGACUUUUACAACAAAGCAGCAGAAGGAUAGGAUUGCAUGUACUUCCUGUACAAAUAAAAAGGUAUGAACACAAAUUUAAGUUUAUAAAAAAUAAAUAAAUGGGACUAAGAUGUAUUUUGGCUAUUGGCUGCAAGCGUUGGAAUGACACAUCAGAUUGUGUGAUGCACUCAAGGACACAACCAUACUGCUAAUUUUGGUAUCAAUCCGAUACCAAGUAAAUACGGGGCCAGUACUGCUGAUACCAAUGCUUUUUACCAGAAAUGAAUCAAGAUCAUUGGAUGAUUUUUAUUUUAUUUUGCCUUUAAGGCCAUCACAGUGCGAAUAAAUUCAGAUUUUCCAUUAGAAAAAAAAGAAAUCCACAGUUUUUAACCUUUCCAGUAUUAAAACAAACAUGUACAAUAUCACAUACAUCAAUCCAUCAGAAUGCACUUAUUAAAUGAAGUUAUUUGCAUACCAACGUAGUCCUCUACGUGCACUUCUGUAUCGGUCAUUGAAGAAUAUUGUAGAUCUACAUUGGGAUUUGCAUGUCUAGCAAGCAAUCUAACUGUCGCUCAUUACAUUUCUGCAAGUCAGGGACCUCAUUUAAACAGGUCAAAUUGAAUGAACAGUGUUCAUUCAAUUUGUAUGUAUCUGUAUGUAUGUGUUCAUGGAACACAUACAU
Molecule: messenger RNA, 11896 nt
Organism: Dunckerocampus dactyliophorus (ringed pipefish)
Lineage: Eukaryota; Metazoa; Chordata; Actinopteri; Syngnathiformes; Syngnathidae
Gene: smad10a
Product: SMAD family member 10a
Exons: 13
Coding region: 231-2096 (621 amino acids)
Biological process (GO): regulation of transcription by RNA polymerase II; SMAD protein signal transduction; transforming growth factor beta receptor signaling pathway
Cellular component (GO): heteromeric SMAD protein complex
Molecular function (GO): DNA-binding transcription factor activity, RNA polymerase II-specific; I-SMAD binding; RNA polymerase II cis-regulatory region sequence-specific DNA binding
Source: RefSeq, a predicted model, not a curated record